CAAACGCGUCUUGUUGCUUCACACAGCCUUGAGAGAGCAAAUCAACAAUCCUCAUCUUCAGCCAUACCACAACAUUUACUACCAAGCCAGAAUUCAAGUCGCUGCCGCUUUUCACUCCCAUCACACUGCGUACCUCAUACCAACUCCUACCAAUGCAGCCCUCAAUCCGCUACAAUCUCACUGGAUAUUAGCAGCAGUCCUCCCCUCUGCCCUGACCAUCCAACUGCAGCUGCGCUUCUAUUCUGCACCCUGCCACAAUGGACACCCCGAGGACCAACGUGGGUGAUGCCACCUACCUCGGUCGCCAACCCCCCGACUUCGAUCUGACUCUAGAGCCCUCCUUUCACGCACCCUCCAAAGACAACGACCUCGUACAGCAGCUGCGCAAUGGACGCGCCGCCAACCUCAGAACCCCUCGCGGGAGCCGUGCCCCCUUCGGCGACAGGCGCAACCUCCCAGCCGGCCUCGGCGGCUCCGAAUUCACACCUAUGCUCAAGUCUGCCACCCGGAAUAGCGCCCGAAAACGCGGCAAGGAGAACACGAACGGCCUGACCACACCCGCGCUAGGCAAGAUCAACGAGGACAUGGACAUGACCAACGUACCCGUCGAGUCUUCCCUCUUUGGGCCCUCCCGCAACUUGUCAUAUGUGGAUGCCACACCAUUACCAGAAGCCGACGCCAGCAGCACCGCGUCUACCCCCUUAGUGCUGCCCACACGCCGUGGCGGGAACCAGGGCCCGCUGCAGGACGGAAAUCAACUAUCACUUCGCGAGCAAGAGAAGGUCAUCGAUAAGAUCAAAAAUGAGAAUUUCGGCUUGAAGCUCAAGAUCCACUUCCUUGAGGAGAAUUUGAGGAAGACGGGCCCGGGUUUUGGCGAAGCUGCUCUGAAAGAAAACACCGAUCUCAAAGUCGACAAGGUCACCAUGCAGAGGGAGCUAUCCAAGUACAAGAAAUACUUGGCAUCUGCCGAGAAGGACCUCGAAACGUAUCAGCAGCAAAUCUUGGACAUUCAACAGCGAGCCAAGAAAAAGUAUGCCGAUCAAGCCCAAAUGGAAGAGAAUGAUGCUCUAAAACAGCGCCUGGAAGACAGAGAGGCCCGCAUCGAGAGCCUCCAGCGACACCUGCAAGAAAGGGAAACAAAUGACGACGAUGAGGCUGGCCAGCUUCGCGACAGGAUCGAGGAUCUAGAGACGGAUCUUCGUGCAAGAGAUAUGGAGAUCAACGAGCACGAAGACGAGAUAGAAAAUCUUAGGCAACAAUUGGAGCAACAGACUCAGAACGACGGCCAUGCCAACAGGUUACAGAGCGAAAUCAGCGACUUAGAAUCCAGUUUACGCGCCAAAGAAGACGAAGUUGGUAAUCUUCGACAACAAUUGGCACAACGGUCUCAAGACGAAGGCUUUGCCAACAGGUUACGGGGUGAAGUUAGCGAUCUAGAAUCCAGUUUGCGCGCCAAGGAAGAUGAGGUUGAUAAUCUUCGACAACAGUUGGCGCAACGGUCCCAAAACGAAGGCUACGUCACCCAAUUACAUGGCAAAAUCAACAACCUGGAAGCCGAUCUUCGCGCCAAAGACCAAGGUGUUAAAGUAUAUCAAGUUAAGAUAUCCGAAUUAGAAUCAAAUUUACAAGAAACAGAGGAAAAGUGGAGGACUACUCGAGCCGAAUUUGAGGCCCUCCAGCAGCAACGACACACACAGGACGAUCGCCAAAUCAGUCAGUUACAUAGCAAAAUCAGCGUCCUGGAAUCCAAUUUGCGCUCCAGAGAUCAUGGUGUUAAAGAACAUCAAAUCAAGAUAGCCAGGCUAGAGUCGGAUUUGCAAGAAAUGGAAGAGAAGUGGAAGACUUCUCAGGCCAAAGUCGAGGUCCUUCAGCAACAACGACAGUCGCAAGACGACCGCCAGAUCAAUCAGCUGCGUGAUGAGAUCAGCCGGUUGGAAGCCGACCUUCGCGCAAAGGAUCAUGAGGCCGAAGAUCGUGAAGAUGAAAUAGACGAACUCAACCGGGAGAUCGAACAAACUAAGGCUACUGUACGCGAAAAGGAUCAUGAAGUCGGGCUGCGUGAAGACGAGAUAGAUGAGCUCAAGGCAAAACUCGAAAAGCUAGCGACCAGUGUACGCGCACAGGUCAAAGAACGCCAAGAUAUGAUAGAUGAGUGGAAGACAAAAUCCGAAACAGCGGAAAGCAGGUUGAAAACCAUUGAGAAAAGGGCUGCCGAAUCAGAAAUAAGUAGCCAAUCACGCGAGGAGCAAGCAAAGGAUACGAUAAAGUCGCUCGAGGGCAACAUCCGUCGCCUUCAGCAGCAAUUAGACGAAAGAAAUGACCGGUUACAAAAAGCCAUCGACGUCGAAGGCGCUCUGUCAGGGAAGGAAAAGCAACUGCGAGAUGCCCUGGACAGCGAGGUAGAACGCCAUAAAAGUGAGGAAGCUCUCCUCAGCCUCCAAAUCGAAACCCUUAAGCGUGAUCUUGAGGCUCGACAAGCCGCGUUGACUAGUCUCCGCGGUACAUUAGACAGUGAAACUGAGCGAAACAGCAGUGAGGAGGCUACGCUCAGGCGGCAGAUUGAAGGCCUUCGGCGCGAUCUUUUAUCACAGUCGCAGGAUUCUAAUGCCCUCCAUACUGAGACAGAGAGGCAUAAGGGUGAAGAAGCCGCGCUUAGACAGCAGAUCAACAGGCUUGAGCGCGAUCUUGCAUCGCAAUCACAGGAUUCCAACGCCCUCUAUACUGAGAGAGAAAGACACAGGAGUGAAGAAGCCGCGCUCAAACAGCAGAUCAACAGGCUUGAGCGAGAUUUUGAGUCUCAACAGUCAACAUUAUCAAAACUUCACCGUGAGAUUUCGACCCUUCAGGAUGAACUUCUUCAGCGUGAACUUGAGAGCAACGAACAGGCAGAGAAGAUCGAGGCUCUAGAGGAUGAAGUCGAGGUCCUGCAGGCCACGCUCGAUGAGGAAUCGGAAGACGCAAGCAAGAGGUUACGAGAGGCUGAUGAGCUAUGUCAGGAGCUCCGGCGUCAAUUAGAGCUUGCCAAACGCGACCAGGUGUCACGAGUUGAUCGCCUGGACCAGUUGGAAGAGGCCAACAAAGUUGUUAUAUCACUGAGUCAACAGUUAGACACGGCCAGAAAAGACCUCGACACGACUAGAAAAGAGCUAGAUUACGGUAAAGCAAACAAUAAAGAGCUUCGCCAAACACUCGACCGACUACGUAAGGAACGCGACACAUACAAAACGUCAGUCGCGAAAUUGGAAGCUGGCUGUGAAACACUCGACCGAAUACGUAAGGAACGCGAUGCGUACAGAGCAUCAGCCGCGAAAUUGGAGGUCGACUGUGAACGGUUGAAGAAGGGAGCGCAAGAUGCCUUGGCUUGGAUUCAGGCCAGAAACGCAGAAAACCUAAUCUCACCUCGUUCUGGUCCCACUAAGACGGCACACAUCCAAUACGGUGACUUCCAGAUGGAUAUAGUAGACAAAGAAGAUCACGAAGCUGUCAUUCGUGCCGCCGACUUGGCCCAGCGGCGACAUGAGAAGGAGCUGCGUGGCAUGAAUUUGCAGAUCGAGUGGAUCAAAGCACUCUGGGAGCGCGAAUCAAAGCUGCGCCAUGAUGGUGCCUUUGCCAAGAAGUACCUUCAAUUACGAUUAGACAUUGCGGAUGCCUGCAACAAGGCAGAUUUGCGUGUCCUCAACCAGAUUCAUCGAGAGCUUGGUCUUAAAUCAACAAAGGAGCUGUUGCUACAGAGACAGAAGAACCACAAGCCUCCUAACAAGCUCAAGGUCUUCGUAGCCGUCAUCAAGGCCGUAGCCCGCAUGCGCGUCGAGGCGCAGAAAUGGGCCGCCCAUAAGAAGACGCGGCAACGACUCGUCGCGCAGAUUGAGAAGCAGAAGCAAGAGGCGUGUGCAUGAGCAGGAAGCGUCGUUAUUUUCUUAGCGGUUUGAGUUGCAUGUUACUGGAGUAUGAAUGGAUGGAUGGGAUACGAUUUGGGCUGGCGUUGGAAAGACUCAAUGGUUUUUGAUUUGGGAGAGGGGCGCAUCAUUUACUGGCAGGUUGGGCACUGAAAACAAGGUACCUAUAACUUAACUCCAUAAGCAGGAGAGGGAGCAGAUACCAAAUAUGAUUUCGUAGUACAAGCGUUGCUUGCGCGUCAAAUUCGAUUACAAAGAAUGGAAAUAUCCAAUUGCUUCUCUA
Messenger RNA from Xylaria bambusicola, 4179 nucleotides. RefSeq lists its product as uncharacterized. Gene Ontology annotation, cellular component: microtubule organizing center. The transcript is spliced from 2 exons. The record is from RefSeq and is a predicted model, not a curated record. Bases 258 to 3896 code for a protein of 1212 amino acids. Lineage: Eukaryota; Fungi; Ascomycota; Sordariomycetes; Xylariales; Xylariaceae.